AUGAUAACAGCAGCCUGCUCCAUCUGCGCAAGUCUACAAGGGCUGUUUCCUUGUGUGGUGAGGUGGUGCUGUUCAGGUACAGAGUCUGAGACGCUAGUCAGCUGGUCCUGUCCAAUGGGAAUUUCUGCCUCACCGAGGUAUCAAGCCCCAGCCAUCGACGCCCGAUCCAGGAGUCCAGGUCGCCAUGCCCAAGUUGUGAAGAUCACUCCUUUUUGGAUGCAUCCCUGUACAAAUCCGUAG
This is a messenger RNA of Bipolaris zeicola 26-R-13, 240 nucleotides long. RefSeq lists its product as uncharacterized. Bases 1 to 240 code for a protein of 79 amino acids. The record is from RefSeq and is a predicted model, not a curated record. The transcript has a single exon. NCBI's taxonomy places the organism in Eukaryota, Fungi, Ascomycota, Dothideomycetes, Pleosporales, Pleosporaceae.